Toxoplasma gondii ME49 is the source of this 2205-nucleotide messenger RNA. RefSeq lists its product as hypothetical. The transcript is spliced from 6 exons. Bases 582 to 1595 code for a protein of 337 amino acids. Gene Ontology annotation, cellular component: EMC complex. NCBI's taxonomy places the organism in Eukaryota, Apicomplexa, Conoidasida, Eucoccidiorida, Sarcocystidae. The record is from RefSeq and is a predicted model, not a curated record.
AACAACUUGAUGUUUUUUCACUUGUCUUCCGUCGAAUGUGGUGUUUUAAUGUCUCUUUUAUCCUCUGUCAAAACAGAGGUGGAUCCACCUGAUGGCACGACGUGUUACCGACAUUUUGAGACCACCCUUGUUUAGAGCCUCCGAGCUAGUUACGCCGUACGACCCCGUCUUGCUUUUCUCCUCCUUUCUGCUUCCAGUUUCCUGUCUCCCACACUUUCGCCUUUCCGUCUCUGCCUUUUUGAAAGUAGAACGGCCUUUCCCAGUGGGCAAGCUGGGUCCUUCUGCGGGCAAACAACUUCCGUACCUCCUCUUCGUGAGGCGUAUGUACAGCCUGGCUGAGCAGCGACCUGGAACACCGACAGGGGCGUUUUCCACUUGUUUAAAGCACUUUUUUUGCUUUCGAGGACAGAAGGAAACGUGCUUUCACACUGUACACUCUCUUGUUCUUCCUCCAUUUCCGCCUAUUCCGGUAUUACCCACCAGGUGUUCUUCCCCGUUUCCCUCCGCCGCGUGAUUUUUCCGACUUUCGCCCGCCAGCGUGUUUCCACGCGCUCCAGCCGCUAACCCCCUGCCGCCACACAAUGGCGCCCUGCGAGUCUUCUUCCGCUUCUCUUUCCUCUUCUUCCUCCUCUCCGUCUGCCGGUUUGCCUUCUGACGAAGGGGGGCGCGCACCGAAGCCUGUUUCUGUCGCUCGUUCCUCUGCAUGUGGCGUCUCGAGCUCCUCGCCACCUGCCGUCGCCUUCACUGCGACGGCGUAUUCAAAGAUGGUCAUGCAUGCGGCUAAGCACACGCAAGACGCAGUGAACGGCGUGCUCCUCGGUCGACUGCUUCCUGCGAACGCAGGCGAAAGGGAACGAGACAAAGCGGAUAUUCAACAGCCUCACACCCUUCUGUGCGUCGACGCCGUUCCUCUCUUCCACUCGUUCAUUCUGCCACCGAUGAUGACCUGUGCCUUCGAGCUGGUUGAGGAGCUGUGCGACGAGAGCACUCGUGAGUGUGCGCCCAAGGCAGACGGCGAGGACCGGCGGCGACUCGCAGGAGCGGAAAAGGGGAGAACGCGACGAGAGGGCAAGGCCGAACGAGAACACAGUGAAGGAGCUCUGCAAAUCAUUGGCUACUACCACUGCAACCUCGUGACGCCUGCCGUCGACGCUGUUCCCCAGCCUUCCACUGUGGCUGCGAUGGCGGCGACAGCUGUCCAUGCAAAGUAUCCCCAGGCCAUUCUGUGCAUGCUUCACAUGCGACGCCUGACGGCCGGCAGUCCAAAGACAGAAGCGGUGGAGGCGAGAGGAACAGCGGCGCAUGCAGCCUGUGUGUAUCGCAUGCAGAGCGAGAGGUGGCAGCUCCUCAAAGAGGCCGAGCAAGUGAUGCUGACAGACGCUGCGAACUACGUCGCUCAAAGCGUCAUUCGAGAUGCAACAUACAUGAGUUUGACAGACAUGGACGACCACCUCUACGAUCCGACCCUCAGCCCGUCCAACCUGUCCCUCCUCACAGGAUACGAGGAACUGUUGGAGAAGGACAGAGAAGAGCUGCGGAAUGCGGGCGUCAACAUCAGCGACGAAGAUGUCGGGCUCGCGGGACUUUCUGAGUGAAACUAAAAAAAGCGACUUUUUCUCCUCUCUGAAAUCAACUGUCUCACUGCUUGCACCUGCCUCUGUCUCCUCUCUCGCGAAAAACAGCUCUCGCUUUGGUCUCCAGAAAAAAUUCGCUUUUCUCUUCUUCUUUGCGGCCUUCCAACGCAGGGCAAGCGUCCCCGCAGCUUGCCAGCUUCUUCCUAAUCGGACCGUCUCAUUCAGGUCCCAGUGCGCUUGAAAUGACAACAGGUUUUUCGGCGCUUUCUCAGCUUUCGUUGAUUCAAAUUCGUGAAAAGAACGAGUCUUCACAGUCGAGAGAUACGCCUUCACACGCACACAUUACACGUACACACACAUAUCCACAUAUCCACGUAUGCAUGUACACACAUUUAUUUAUAUAUGUUUCCACAUGCAGAAUGGACAUGCCCAGACACUUCAUCACGCGCAAAAGAACAGAACUACGCAGGAGUAAAAAAUAGAUCGAAGUGCUCGUGGACAGGCAGACGCCGAAACACACGCGCCUAUACACUGAAGGAGCUCGCGUCGGAACGAACAACACAGACAGAACCAACUGUCGGUGACGAAAAAUCAAGCGUCUUGACCCAUCACUGGAACAGCCGCCUAUGCA